Molecule: messenger RNA, 2124 nt
Organism: Acanthosepion pharaonis
Lineage: Eukaryota; Metazoa; Mollusca; Cephalopoda; Sepiida; Sepiidae
Source: the annotation of a GenBank genome assembly
AUGAGCCUCUUUUUUCUCUUUCUUUCUUUCUUUUCUGUUUUCUCUUUCUUUCUUUCUUUCUUUCUUUCAUUUCUAGUUUUCUCUUUCUUUCUUUAUUUUCCGCUUUCUAUCUCUGGCUUUCUUUUCUUUUUUCUCUUUCUUUCUUUCUUUCUUUCUUUCUUUCUUUUCAGUUUUCUCUUUCUUUCUUUCUUUCUUUUCUGUUUUCUUUUUCUUUCUUUUCUGUUUUCGCUUUCUAUCUUUCUUUCUUUUCUGUUUUCUCUUUCUUUCUUUCUUUCUUUCUUUUCUGUUUUCUCUUUCUUUCUUUCUUUCUUUCUUUUCUGUUUUCUCUUUCUUUCUUUUCUGUUUUUUCUUUCUUUUUUUCUUUUGUUUUCUCUUUCUUUCUUUCUUAGUUUUUUCUUCCCUUCUUUCUUUCCCUUCCUUUUUGGCACAGUGGUGCUAUUUCCGCAACCCAUUUUCCUUUCUUUGCUAAAGACGUCGGAAAAAAGCUUAUCCGCCUCCCCUUCUGCUUUCCCCCCCUUCCGCCUCCUCUGCUAUCCUGCCACCAGCUAUCCCCUUCCGCCUCCCUGCCGUCCACUUCCCUUACCUGGCCCACCUGGUAUUCACUUCCCCUUCCGCCUCAACUGCUAUCCCCUUCCGCCUCACCUGCUAUCUCCUUCGCCCCAAUCCACUUCACCUGCCAUCACCUGCUAUCCACACCUGCUAUCCUUCCGGCUCCACCUGCUAUCCCCUUCCGCCUCACCUGCCAUCCACCUUACCUGCUAUCCCCUGCUGCCCCACCUUAUCCCUUCCGCCUCACCUGCUAUCCUCUUCCGCCCCACUUGUUAUUCUCUUCAGCCCUCAUCUGCUACCCCCUUCCACCUCACCUGCUAUCCCCCUCUUCCCUUCCGCCUCACCUGCUAUCCUCUUCCGCUCAUCUGCUAUGCACUUCCACCUUACCUGCUAUCCCCUUCUGCCUCACCUGCUAUCCACUUCCGGCCCACCUGCUAUUCACUUCCGCCUCACCUGCUAUCCACUUCCAGCACACCUCUAUCCCCUUCCGCCUCAUCCCUGCUGUCCACUUCCACCUUACCUGCUAUCCUUCUUCCGCCUCAUCCCCUGCUAUCCUCUCCGCCUCUUCCACCUUACCUGCUAUCCCCUUCUGCCUCACCUGCUAUCCACUUCCGGCCCACCUGCUAUUCACUUCCGCCCUCACCUGCUAUCCACUUCCAGCACACCUGUAAUCCCCUUCCGCCUCCCCUGCUUUCCCCUUCCGCCUCCUCUGCUAUCCACUUCCGGCCCACCAGCUAUCCCCUUCCGCCUCACCUGCCGUCCACUUCCACCUUACCUGCUAUCCUCUUCCGCCUCAUCUGCUAUGCACUUCCACCUUACCUGCUAUCCCCUUCUGCCUCACCUGCUAUCCACUUCCGGCCCACCUGCUAUUCACUUCCGCCUCACCUGCUAUCCACUUCCAGCACACCUGUAAUCCCCUUCCGCCUCCCCUGCUUUCCCCUUCCGCCUCCUCUGCUAUCCACUUCCGGCCCACCAGCUAUCCCCUUCCGCCUCACCUGCCGUCCACUUCCACCUUACCUGCUAUCCUCUUCCGCCUCAUCUACUAUCACUUCCACCUUACCUCCUAUCCUGUUUUCCCCUACUAUCCACCUCCUCCUGCCCCUUCCGCACCUGCUAUUCCACCCCACCUGCCAUCCACUUCCGGCCCACCUUUUACCUGCUAUCCCUGCUUCCGCCUCAUCUGCUAUGCACUUCCAUCCUCUUCCGCCCCACCUGUUUCAUUCUCUUCAGCCUGUAAUCCCUUCAUCUCCUCUGCUAUCCCUUCCACCCCACCUGCUAUCCCCUUCCGCCUCACCUGCCGUCCACUUCCACACCUGCUAUCCACUUCCAGCCUCACCUGCUAUCCAUCCCCACCUUCCGCCUCCCCUGCACACCUGUAAUCCCCUCCUGCCUCUUUCCCUUCCGCCCACUUCCUCCCUUCCGCCUCCCACCUGCUCCAUUCCCCUUCCGCCUCUUCCUGCUAUCCACCACUUCCAGCCCACCUCCGCCUCACCUGCUAUCCACUUCCAGCACACCUGUAAUCCCCUUCCGCCUCACCUGCUAUCCACUUCCGCCUCAUCUGCUAUCCCCUAUUAA